AUGGACACACAACUGACUAAUUUAAGAAACAGGACAAUCACUGCGUUUGUCAAGUUAUAUCACAGUGGGCGCUUUGUUGAAGACAUUGACUCAUUACCAAAUAUGUUAUGUGGUGAAAAUUGGGUACCUUCUUCUCGUUUUGUAAAAUCACGAGAACAAGAAGAGAAUAUCCACAAAGAACGGAUCUUAUCUCUCUUAGGAUACGUUGCUGGUGAGUACGAUAUGGCUACACCACUGAGUGUCUAUGCCAAGAAGGCCUUAGAACGCACUGGAUUGCACGAGCCAGUGUUUGGAAUUGCAGAAGCUCCUUGUAACAAAUGUAACACAACUGGGUUCAGAGUGACGAACAUGUGUGAAGGUUGCACCGCUCGUCCAUGUUACACAAAUUGCCCGAAGAAGUGUAUUGAUUUUGAUGAGAAUGGACAAGCUCGAAUCGAUCAAAAUAUUUGCAUCAAAUGUGGUAAAUGUGCUAAAGCAUGUCCAUACACAGCAAUUAUCAAAAAGACAAUUCCGUGUAUGGCUGCCUGCCCUGUUAACGCCAUUUCAAAUACAAAAGAUGGCGUUAAAGCAAUCAAUUAUGACACUUGUAUCAAUUGUGGUGGGUGUAUGCGAGCGUGCCCAUUCGCUGCCAUUUUACCAAGAAGCAAUUUGUUGGACGUUUUACAACGUCUCCACAAAACAAAGAUAUACGCAUGCCCAGCUCCAUCCAUUGCGGCCCACUUUGGUAAAUUUGAUGUGUCUGUUGUUGCGUCUGGAUUAGUUGCGUGUGGAUUCACUGGUGUCGAGGAAGUUGCAUAUGGCGCCGAUCUUACUGCCACACACGAAGCCGAAGAGUUUGUCGAGAAAAUAGUAAACAAGAAGGAAGCGUUCAUGACCACAUCCUGCUGCCCUGCAUAUAUUAAUGCAAUUAAUAAGCAUAUCCCCGACUUAAAACCAAAUGUUUCGCACACACCAACACCAAUGGGGUUCGCUUCCAUGGGAGUCAAAGAACUUGGUAAAGACUGUAUCAGUGUCUUUAUCGGUCCGUGCAACGCAAAGAGGUGGGAAACUUUACAAGAUCCCAACACAGACUUCUGCUUGACUUUCGACGAAAUAUUUGGACUCUUUGAAGGUUCUGGGGUGAAAUUGGAUGGCAUGACCCCCUACACAUUCCCACAUGUUUCACAUAAAGAAGGAAAGAUAUUUGCAGUGUCUGGAGGCGUCGCAUCCGCAGUUGCUUCAUUGCUACCAAAAGACAUUGAUCCUUCAAUUCUGAAGCCAGUCGUCAUCGACGGGUUCACUCCAGAAAAUUUCAGGAAGCUCAAAAACUUUAAGAAAAACCCAACCGGAAAUUUGGUGGAGGUGAUGGUGUGCGAGGGUGGAUGUGCAUACGGCCCGGGAUGCCCAGGGUUGAAAGCACCAGUGAGUGCUGUAAGAAUCAAAAUGGCUGUCGAUAAAGCACCAGCUUGUGAAGGUGGUCAUUGGGUUGGAAAGGCCGACAGUGAAGUUAAGCCGAUAAGCUCCAAAGCAUAA
Molecule: messenger RNA, 1512 nt
Organism: Entamoeba invadens IP1
Lineage: Eukaryota; Evosea; Mastigamoebida; Endamoebidae
Product: long iron-dependent hydrogenase 2, putative
Exons: 3
Coding region: 1-1512 (503 amino acids)
Source: RefSeq, a predicted model, not a curated record